CGACUGUGAAAUGUGAAUUUUCAGUUUUCACUCUAAUAUUUUGUGUGAUAUUGUGUUUGUAAUUUGAUGAAUAACGAUGUUCGCGUACGUUUGAUAAAUGGUGGAAUUUAUCCGUUGAGCUAAAAGUAAAUUAAAUAACUCGUUUAAUUUUCUAUUACACUUAACAAAUACUAUUCGUCUUAUGAUUUCUAAAAUGCAGUUUUAAAUAUGGAAUUUUCUGGCCCAGGUAAAUCCCCGAAUUCUGCGUUAUCGUUUAGAUAUAAUGCAAACAACGAAGAGCUUGAAGAAUUAUAUCAAGCUUGUGAAUCUGAAAAUGUAUUACCACAAGGAGAUCAACCAUUAAAAAGUGAAACUGCAAGCCCUAAGAAAACAGAAAAGACAUCAUCUAUCAUAGAUAAAUAUUUUAAAUCUAUUAGAUCUGAGAAAUCCAGUGAAAAAGUUGAAGAUGUUAAAUCUGACCCAAAGCCAACUGAAGAGAGCAAAAGUUCUACUCCUAAAGAAAUUUCUUCCUCACCCAUGAAAGAAUAUUUGAAUCGUCUUGGUAAAAGAAGUACUUCAGAAAGUUCAGAUAUAAAGGAACCUAAUGAAACAUGGAAAAUAUUCCAUGAUUUUAAAUUUAAGAUUGCUCAAGCUGUAGAGGACAUGAAAACAAAAUCUGUGGAAGAAACAAAAGAAAAGUCUCUACCAAGAGACAACUCUACAUCAGACUCUGAGGAAAAUUCUACUACCAAAGACUUAGACCAACAUAGCAUUGGUGAUACUGAUAAUCAGGUGUCCUCACUUGAUAGCAGUAUACAGAAUUUAUCUGAGGUGACUCAACCAAUCACCGCCAAAGUUAAUGAACAAGAAAAUCGUGAAAAUAACACUAAGAACCAUUCAGACUCUAGUGAUGACACACAAAAAAAUCUAAGGUUAAGUGAAACAGAUGUAACUAAGGAUAUUUUGAAUGAUAACAGCAUUGAAGUUGAAUCUGGUAUAGAGGCCCUUGAGGAUACAAUAGACGCAUUUGGCGAUGUUAACACUAUUGAUAGUCCAUUGAGUAGACCUGUUGACAUGAAAAUUAACCCACCAACGCCAAUAUCCACUCCAGCCAAUUUUGGCCUGCCGCCAAGUAAAAGCAACUUAUCAAAACCGGAAUCACACAAAAAGUCUAAGAGCUACAUUUUUAAUUUCACAUUGUAUAUUUUAACUAUUUUAGUAGUUGUUAAUUAUUUAUUGUUUCCUAAUUGUAAUGUGUGGAAUGGAUUCUUUUUGGGGCUGUGGUUUUUCUGUUUUGUGAGUAAUGUCAAACAGUGGGUGCUAGAUACAUACUUUAGUGAUUGGGAGCCGAGUAGUAGAACCUUUUUCCAAUUGAAGAGGAGCAGUACCAUACCCAUAGCCUACACUAUUCCGUCUGUGAAGGAGCAUACACCGUUGAAAAAGUAUGAGGGCUGGAUAAAUCACUAUAGAUUUCCCGAUUACGACCCCUUUACCUACCACAUAAAUAAAACAACAACUGCCUUUGUGAAACUCGAGGGUUGUAACCUAAGAAUAUCGUAUACGCGUACAAAAAUUGCGAAGAGAGCUCUAUGGGAUGAGAAGAUCGACAAAGUGACUUUCUAUCAGCACAGGCUCUAUAACCUUACCGGCGCUCGAGUCAUUCUCUUACCAAAUGGACUUGUUAAACGGCGGCAAUGGAGCAAAAAAUACCCCAUAUGCAUAAUACUGAACGAGAAAGAAAAAAUUCAAGUGUUGGAGAAAGAGAAUUCAAUAGAGAAGAAAGUGGCAGAAUUGGACAAGAAGAGUAAAGAAGCGACGUUAGAGACUGAAAGUACAGAGACAAAUACAAGCCCGGAGAGGAAGAAGAAGUUUAUUUGGAGGAGAAGAGAAAAGAGUAUUUCGCAUGAAACCGAACCGGGAUGGGAAGGUCUCAGACAUAGAUUAGUCAGGAAAAUGCAUAGAGAUAAAAAGACGGAUAGCGUAUCAACCAUAACAGAUCCAGAGACAAGUGAAAAGCUGGAUGAUGGUGAGGAACAAACGACAAAAUCCAUCGCCAGUACAAGGGAGGAUGAUGAUGAUAUAGAUGAUAACGAAUUGUCCAAAAUCAAGGAGCUCCUUGAAGAAACGGAGUUGGAUCCCGUGGCGGAAGGUACUACGGAAGGGGAAUGGAGUGUACACGUCAAACAAUCGAGAGACAAACAUUCACAUCUCUACCUUUUUGCUAGGACGGGUCGAGACAAACACGAGUGGUAUCGCCGUUUUAUGAUAUCGAUAAGCGAAGCGAGCGCGUCAGCGGAUACGUCACCCAACGAAGACAAAUCUACGAGUGAUCCCCAAGAAGGAAAAGAGGGGAUUGAAUUAGCCGUUUAUAAGCUUAGCGAAAAAGAAACUGUCGCUUUUGGCAAGACUAAAAUGAAUGACUCGACAUCAGAUGUAAUAAAUAUAACAUCAGCCAUACAUCCUUUACCCGUCAGCUUAGAUUCCUAUGAGAAGACAUUUUGGCCAUAUAUUAUUAAAAUUAUGCAGACGCAUCAAGUUAUCACGAAACAAACCUCAGAUGUCGGCGUUAUGUGUCAAUUAGAGCCUUCGCCCCACGAGAGGAAUAAAAAAAAGAAGAGAAAAGAUUCCCAGCAGUCAACAUCUGAUUGCGAGUGUCGAACUCUUCCUGCGGAAGUGACAUGGGUGAACACGAUGCUUGCUCGCAUCAUGUACGAUAUGAUGCGAGAUCCCGUACUCAUUGCGAGGCUGCAGAAUAAGAUACAAAGGAAAUUGAAUACGCUUAAGCUGCCAUCAUUCAUGUCACCCCUCCUAGUGACAAAAUUGUCACUGUCGGGCGCGUGUCCGUUAGUCUGUGGCGUACAACCGCCAUCUUGUGACGCACGCGGCGUGUGGCUAGACGCACACUUGCGGUACGAUGGCGGUGCAUACAUAGCCAUACUUACGCAAAUCAACCUCAUGAAGCUGAAAGAGAAAAAUAUGACAUUAGAAGAGCAAUUAAUGGAAACUCAAGAGCCGGUUGUCGAAAGGGAGCUGACUGCGUCUCCCACUCUACGUGCUACUAGCCCUGAGCUGCGGAAACGAAAACCAGCGAUUUACGAUUCGGAUGUGGAGGACUCAGCCGAGUCUUCGAGUGAUGAUGAAACCCCACCCGUACAGCCUGUCGAUAGUGGUGAAAAUAUCGUUUUGUCAGAUACAGCACCAACCGUUUACACAACGGAAGGAGGUUCGUCAAAAAAGAAAUUCCUCAGAAUAGUUGACAAAAUAGCUACCAACAAAUAUUUCCAACAGGUAACUGACUACAAGUACGUGAAGCGAGCUAUGGAAGGUCUAUCGAACACUGACAUAAAGCUUCAGCUGGAAGUGAGCGGACUCGAAGGUCGUUUGGCUGUGAACCUCCCACCACCACCGCACGAUCGACUAUGGAUCGGGUUCCGUACAAAUCCCCAACUAGUAUUAAAGGCCCGACCAGCGUUCGGCGCUAGAUCACUUCGGUUUACCCACAUAACUAACUGGAUUGAACAAAAACUAACUAAGGAGUUUGAGAAAGUAUUAGUCCUACCCAAUAUGGAGGAUUUUAUUAUAGACGUCAUGACACCAACGCCCGUUGAAUUUGAAUGAGAUUGUCCAUAUUUGUUACUUGGUAAACAUUAGUUUAAAGAUUUGUGUGUCAUGCUCAACCACAAUUUGAUUGUUUUAUUGUUAUAAUACUUUAAUAAAAAAUCUGGGCUUAUACGAGACGGUAUUGCUACGAGUCGUAAAUAAUAAUAUAGAAACGGGGUGAUAUAUAUUUAGUGUGAAAAUUUGGUGUUUCGUGUUACAAAAUAUAUCUUUUAUUUACGAGAGUAUGUAAUGAUUUUGUUGUUGUCUAUGGUGUUUUAAAACGUUUUUCUUAUUGCAUUUGCGCAACAGUAUUUAAUAUUUAUUUAAUUGUAUAUAGUAUUAGAUAUGUCACUGUAAAAUUGUAAAUAACGUCACAAUGUUUCGUGAUAUUCUUAUAUAUAACUUGUUUUUCGAUAGUUUCAACCCAAGAUUUUUUUUCGAUCGCAACUUUUAAGCUAUUGCAUAGCUUCUAUCGUGAGCCUUGAGCGUCGAGACCGAAUCCAGAAAUUCCGUAACGAAAAUAACCUAACACACGAUACGCGUUAGAGUAAGACAGAUUAUAUAGGCGUGUUAGUCUGAGUCUGGUAAAGUG
Molecule: messenger RNA, 4171 nt
Organism: Pieris napi
Lineage: Eukaryota; Metazoa; Arthropoda; Insecta; Lepidoptera; Pieridae
Product: testis-expressed protein 2
Exons: 21
Coding region: 208-3597 (1129 amino acids)
Cellular component (GO): endoplasmic reticulum
Molecular function (GO): lipid binding
Source: RefSeq, a predicted model, not a curated record